Aspergillus caelatus is the source of this 1062-nucleotide messenger RNA. RefSeq lists its product as uncharacterized. Bases 1 to 1062 code for a protein of 353 amino acids. Lineage: Eukaryota; Fungi; Ascomycota; Eurotiomycetes; Eurotiales; Aspergillaceae. The record is from RefSeq and is a predicted model, not a curated record. The transcript has a single exon.
AUGGUGUCGCAACCUUUUCUCACCAAUCUCCUGCUCCUCUUCUCUAUCUUCAGCAGCGGGUCCCUAGCCAGACGAGGCGGUGGAGGCGAUACUGACAGCGACAGUGACGGUGGCGGUGACAGCAGUGGUGGAAGCGGAGGCAGUUCAGGUUCAUCAGGAUGCGGAACCACAAACAACCUUCUCAGUACGACGUACGUUGUGCCUAACAAUGCCUGGAACUGGACAUCCCAAGGCAGUAGAUUCGCGGACGCCAGCCCAACAGUAUAUGACGGGACUUACUUCCAGGGAGAAGGAUAUCUUUCCUACAACAUCACCGGUGGAUCGCGAUGUCGUGGCGCAAACGGGGAGCUUCGAAUUCUAGGAUACGCCUGGGUUGGACCACAACCGCCUUAUCCUACGGGGCCCCUAAACUCCUUCAUCGUUGGGUUCAAGGCUUGGGAAUCAGACCAGCCAGUCAGCGAGAUUCACACCGCCUAUAAACCUAUUAAAUGGACAGAGACUAGUGUUUGCCCUAUGGAACCGGAUCUCGUUCGCAUCGCCACGACUAGAGGUUGGAUGGACUUGACAGCUCAUACGUUUGGUGCCUCAGAUGUGAUGAUCAUGAAUGUCUCUACGGAUUCAACUCAAUCGGCUGCCGUUCGUUUCAAUGCUACUACAGCUUCUGACCCGAAACCAGAGAUCGAUGGAGGUGAGGGCUUGAUUCGUCUCCCUGGACGUACUUGUUCGUCAUACGGGCUACACAUGGGUUGGCCCUCUACGACGAUCUUGAAUGGAUCCGUGACAAACACUACCCUGGAUCUCAGAUUUACUGGUUCGGGUAACACCUCCUCCGAUUAUAAAAACUAUAGAGGUACCGAGGAUGAGUUGCAUAUCGAAUUUAGUGUGACCUUUUCGGGGCAAAUUGAUAGUAUCAAUUCUACCAAGGUGUUGAAUAUUCAGUCGGGCAACCAGACUCUUGCAUGGGUGCCGAAUGACGGUGUCCACGUUCUGCCGGGUCGUUGGUGGUAUGUGUUGAUGUGGGUUGUUGGGAUAUAUAUAAUGAGUUGGAAUGAUUACUACUAG